Ficedula albicollis (Collared flycatcher) is the source of this 2372-nucleotide messenger RNA. It is a transcript of the gene HNF4G, whose product is annotated as hepatocyte nuclear factor 4 gamma. Gene Ontology annotation, molecular function: zinc ion binding; RNA polymerase II cis-regulatory region sequence-specific DNA binding; nuclear receptor activity. Gene Ontology annotation, biological process: anatomical structure development; cell differentiation; regulation of transcription by RNA polymerase II. The coding region runs from base 54 to 1418 and encodes 454 amino acids. Lineage: Eukaryota; Metazoa; Chordata; Aves; Passeriformes; Muscicapidae. The record is from RefSeq and is a predicted model, not a curated record. The transcript has 10 exons.
ACAGAAUGGGAAGGUUGUACAUUUGAACAGCUUUUCCACUGCUUUUGCAUUCAAUGAUGCGGCUCUCAGAACCAAUUCUGGACAUGGAAAUGGCAAACUACAGUGAAGUUUUAGAUCCAACCUAUACAGCACUGGAGUUCGAAACUAUGCAGAUUCUCUAUAAUGGCAAUGACAGUUCAGGAGAAGCUGCCAACAUGAAUGCUGCUGACAACGGGGUCAGUAGUCUCUGUGCAAUAUGUGGAGACCGAGCGACCGGAAAACAUUAUGGUGCUUCCAGCUGCGAUGGAUGCAAGGGGUUUUUCAGACGUAGCAUAAGGAAAAACCACGUCUAUUCAUGCAGAUUCAACCGACAAUGUAUUGUUGACAAGGACAAAAGGAAUCAAUGCAGAUAUUGUCGUUUAAAAAAGUGUUUUCGAGCAGGAAUGAAAAAGGAAGCUGUACAAAACGAACGGGACAGGAUAAGUACGAGAAGAAACACUUUUGAUGGCUGCAACAGUCCCUCCAUUAGCACAUUGUCACAAGCUGAGGCACUCUCCCGCCAGAUCUCAAUCUCCAGUCCUGGUUCUAGCACUGAUAUAAAUGUUAAGAAAAUUGCUGGUGUCAGUGAUGUCUGUGAAUCUAUGAAGCAGCAACUUUUAGUACUGGUGGAAUGGGCUAAAUAUAUUCCAGGCUUCUGUGAACUACCACUUGAUGACCAGGUUGCCCUGCUAAGAGCACAUGCUGGGGAGCACCUGUUGCUUGGAGCAGCAAAACGGUCCAUGGCAUAUAAGGACAUUUUACUUUUAGGCAACAAUUACAUAAUUCAUCGCAACAGCACUGAAAUAGAGAUCUGCCGAGUGGCAAAUCGGAUUCUGGAUGAAUUAGUUCGUCCCUUCCAGGAAAUUCAAAUAGAUGACAAUGAAUACGCUUGCUUGAAAGCAAUUGUGUUUUUUGAUCCAGAUGCAAAGGGCUUGAGUAAUCCAAUGAAGAUUAAGAAUAUGCGAUUCCAAGUCCAGAUCAGUUUAGAGGAUUACAUUAAUGACCGUCAGUACGACUCCAGAGGAAGAUUUGGAGAACUUCUUCUUCUACUGCCUACACUCCAAAGCAUCACUUGGCAAAUGAUUGAGCAGAUACAAUUGGUUAAAUUAUUUGGAAUUGUUAAAAUUGACAGUUUGCUUCAGGAAAUGUUACUGGGAGGUACUUCUAAUGAUGCUACUCAUCUGCAUCACCCAAUGCAUCCUCACUUAGCCCAAGAUCCAUUAACUGGCCAAACUGUCCUCAUAAGUUCAAUGUCUGCUCCUGUACAUACAGAACAGAUACAAACUCCAGAAACUCCAUUACCUUCCCCUCCACAAGGCUCUGGACAAGAAUACAAAAUGUCUGCAAAUCAGGCUUCAGUCAUUGCACAGCAAUCAAUUUUGAAACAAAAACCAUUGUGAUAACAUUUUUAUCUCUGUCUCUGUCUUUUCCUUCCUUCCCCUCCUUUUCAUGCACUAGAUAGAUUGGUAUAACACUUGCACAUUUAAAAUCUCAGGUUGAUAAAGGAAAUUAUUUCCUCAGCAGCCACUACUAAGUGGGUGUUCCUUAAAACACCUCAUGAUUUGGAAAGUAGUGCUGUUCUGACUACUGCAUACUGCUGUAACUGUGGAUGCUGCAGUCUGACAAAUAUGUAUAGAAGUAGAUAUUGUUUUUACAUCUUAUAAAUGCACAGAUUCAUGUUUUUAUUUCCUGUUUUAGUUGUUGUCUUAAUAUUUUUGUUUUAGAUGUAUAUAUAAUUUUUUCAUCAUAAUGGAACUGGUUAGUGCUUGUUUAGCUGUGAAUUGUAGGCAUGAAAAAGUGGGUUAUUCAGGCAAAAGCCAAGAUUCUGCUAAUAGCAGAACAUUAGGCUACCAAAAAAGUACAUGAAUCGAAAAAAAAAUAAAGGAAAAUAUACUUAAUGGACAGAAAAACUCAGCUAUUUAAAAAAAAAAUUAUUUGAAAGGACCAUCUCUUUCAAGUAAAAUUUCAAAAAAAGCAUUGAAUCCUCCCUGCUUAACAGUUUGUGUGAAGCAGAAGGCCGGCCUGGGUGAAUAUGCUUGAGGACUUCUUAAAAUCUAUAUAUGAAACAUAUAUAGAUAUUAUGUCUAUAUGUAGUCAGUUGGCCAUGCUGAAGCAUUGAUAUUGAUAAAUACUUAGAACAAGGACUGGUAGGCUUUUUGGUCUGGAUUAACUAGUACUUUCCCAAAAAGCUAUGGGCAAGCUCUGGGAAUUAGGCCAGUCUAGGGACACUUUUAAGAGCCCUUUGGGCACAGCCCUUCUCUUUAAGGGUACAGAGUAUCACAGAACCCCAGAAUAAGCUGAGUUGGAAGGGAUCCAUAAAGGUCAUCAAGUCCAGCUCCUGGCUUUGCACAGCA